This is a messenger RNA of Echinococcus granulosus, 111 nucleotides long. RefSeq lists its product as hypothetical. The record is from RefSeq and is a predicted model, not a curated record. NCBI's taxonomy places the organism in Eukaryota, Metazoa, Platyhelminthes, Cestoda, Cyclophyllidea, Taeniidae. Bases 1 to 111 code for a protein of 36 amino acids. The transcript has 2 exons.
AUGCUUACGGCGAUGCUACAGACACCGGCGAGUAGAGUCUUUGCUUGGCAGUUUGAUAUUUCACAGCAGGCUCUCUGCGAUACAGUUAGCUGCUACCUCUGUGUUUGGUGA